Peronospora matthiolae is the source of this 750-nucleotide messenger RNA. NCBI's taxonomy places the organism in Eukaryota, Oomycota, Peronosporomycetes, Peronosporales, Peronosporaceae. The record is from the annotation of a GenBank genome assembly.
AUGAAUAUGUUGGAUGAUGACGAUGACCAAAGCUUUCACGCUACGCGUGACGGCUACUCCCAUUUGAGCGAUGUCGAAUGGGAUGCGGUUGAACGAAUGGGUUCGACCAUGGGCAUCCAUGCUGUUAGCGUCAUGCUAGAGGCUCUCAAUAGAGAUGCCCAACAUGCUACUAUCGCCAAGUUCAUUCAAAAUGAACUUGACGGUGAACGCGAGAAAGUAGCCUUGCUUCACCAACAAGGUUCUCAACAAGCAGAGUUGUUGAGAGAACAGGGUGCUCAACAGUUUGAACUGUUGAGACAGCAGCAGGCUGCUGCUGGCGGGUCGAUGCACUCGCGUCGACCCGAGACUUUGAAGAUUGACAUCUCAAAGUAUAGGGGGGUCGAAGAAGACUCCCUCUUGAGAUGGUUCGUCGAAUUGGAUGACGCCAUAAGGGCGCGUCGCAUCGACGACGGGGAUAUGCAAGUUGCAUUUGCCCAGUCAAAUCUGGCAGGACGUGCGAAGACAUGGGCACUGGGGCUCAAGUUGCACGACCCAUAUGCGUUUGGGUCGUUGGAAGUCUUCAAGUCGCGGCUCAGACAAACGUUUGAACCGCCUAGAGCUGAGUUCAGAGCUCGAACCGAACUCUUGAAGCUCAAGCAGGGUAAGCGUGAUGGUCUUGCGGAUGGUCCCGUCAAGACUCACCUGUUCCGGCUUGAACUAGAUUCACUAGAACAAGCCAUUUCCAUUGCGGAGCAGGAGACUUCAGUUUGA